AGUUGCUUGCUUUUAUAAUUAAAGUUAAUCUCGAGGAUAGUCCCAUUCUUGCUAGCUAUGAUGUGGAUUACAAAAACUGUGGAACGUGAAUGAUGAUGGUGGAAACGCAUGGAUUAAAAGUUGGGAUAAAUAGUUCUACUGCGGUCAAGACAACUUUUAAGGUGUGGGCUGUCCUUCCGUCGUUCACUUUCCCCGCCUCCCUCUGCCACAUGUGGUGCAGGUGUAAAAGUUCACGAGAAAGAGAAAGAAAUAAGCAGGGAAUGAAUGACCAUUCGAUUUGUCAGUCACACAUGAAAUAAGUAAGCUGAUGAUGUUGUGACAGUGAAUGUAGGCAUCUACGGAAGGAGAGGGCGAAGUCGACAGGAGUGAGGAUCACACAUUGACUUGAGAACUUCAAUCGCACCCUCCAGCCCAUGCGUGCUCUCUGUUUUGCUCUCUGUUUUCCUGCUGGCCCAUAUUGUCGGUUUCUCCUCAAAGACUGAUAAGACUGAAAGGACAGCCAUGGAUCUCGAUGUCAUCACAGACAACAUGUCCAUAGCGCUGUACACCGUCACAGUCAUGGUGGGCACCGUGGGCAACAGUCUGGUCCUCUGGGUGGCGGGAUUUGUCCUCCCUUCCAAAAUCACCAAUGUGUGGAUCGCCAACCUGGCCGUGUCCAACCUCAUAUUCUGUCUGACGCGGGCCAUGCCGCUGAUCAAGAGGAUCUUCUUUGACCACUGGCCAUUUGGCGUGUUCCUCUGCAAGUUCACCGGCUUCUUCAAGUACACCAACAUGUUCUGCAGUGCCUUCAUGCUAGUGGUCAUCUGCGUGGACCGGACGUUGAUCGUGCGUCGGCCCCUGUUCACCAAGCAGCACCGGACACUAUUGGCUGCGCGGGUCGUCAGCCUGGUGGUGUGGGUGGCCGCGUCCAUCAUGAGCGCUCCGUACUUCUUCUAUCGGGACGUGCAGCAGGGGAAGAAUAACCUCAGCAAAUGCAGCAUAGAGGUGAAGGGUGCCGAGGAUGACAACCGGGCCGAGAUGGGCCUGUACUCGAUCCGCUUCCUGUGCGCGUUCCUGCUGCCCUUCCUGGUCUGCUCCGUCCUCUGCACCUACCUGGACAAGAUCCGCAAGGUGCGCGUGCGCCAGCACAACCCCAGCGGCUCGCCAUUCAUCAAGAUCCUCAUCGCCAUGGUCUUCACCUUCUUCAUGUGCUGGAUGCCCUACCACUGCCUCCUGCUGGUCAAGAUGACCGACGGCAAGACGCCCGAGGUCAAGGUCGGUCUGACCCUGUCCAAGGGCAUCGCGUACUUCAGCAGCUGCAUCAACCCCAUCUUUUACAUCGGCAUGGGCCUGGACGUCAAGCAGAUGAUCUCUGGCGCCGCCUACAGGCCUGCCGCUCCAGCUCCGUCCGAGGAUGAGGACGAGGAGGCAGGGCACAUGACACAGAUGCAGGUGCACAGAGAUGGGGAGCUCAGGGACCGCUCAGGUACCUCAUCAUCCAAUCACACAGAGGCACAGGUACAUGGGAAUUCAUCAACCGUUGUGACUCCUGACGCUUGAUUGGAUGCAGCCGCAUUGACUUUUUUUUUUUUUUUACUAAAUGCUGUAUGUGCCUGAACUACCCUGUACCCAUAUACACUUUUUAUCUUCUGAAAUAUUUGUAUUGUUUCUGUUUUCUUUUUAGUUAAGCACAUUGUUAAGUGCAGAGGUUGAAUUUCUUUCGGUCUCUUUCUGACCUGUCCCCUCAGUUAAGCCAGGUGUUGCGAUGACAAUGUCUGCUUGUCUUGUGAGUUUGUCCAUCUGCAGUGUUUCGGGUCGCCUGCAGGUGGCGGCAAACAUCAAAAUCGUGUGCAUCUAGUACUGGGCAAGGGGCCAGUUUGCUAUCUAUGUUUGCUCUUGCUGUUUAUGCACUACACAAAUGAGCAUGCCUUUCUUUGCUCUCCCUUCCUGGGUGUCGACAGAAACGCUUUGACUGUAUUUCAUCUACUGUUCUUUUACCCAAUAAGGUUAUAGGUCAUCAUACCUUACUGUGUAAGAUAUGAAGGAUACUCCUACAUAAUUCAAUGAUAUUGAUCCAUUGCUGAUUGCUAGGGUUGUCUAUGGAUUGUCUCCUGAGCCUUUUCUGAUGACCCCAAAUCAUCUUAACUUAUCUGGUACUCUGCUGGGUAUAAUUUGUCCGUCUUUUCCUUUUUUUCUGUGAUGUGGAAUUAAAAUGUGUGUAUUUUAAUGAAUUAUAUUAUCCAUCUCAUUUUAGAAAAAUCUGCGGUCAGCAUUAACAGUUUUGAUAAUGACACAAUCUGUAAACCACUAAAAUAUAGGAACUUUAUAAUGUAUAGGCAAAUAAUGUGAAAUGUGUACUCAAGGAAUUCAACAUUGGCAUGUAGCAGGCUUCCCUCAGGGCUUCUUGA
Engraulis encrasicolus (European anchovy) is the source of this 2387-nucleotide messenger RNA. RefSeq names its product C3a anaphylatoxin chemotactic receptor-like. Bases 502 to 1539 code for a protein of 345 amino acids. Gene Ontology annotation, molecular function: G protein-coupled receptor activity; complement receptor activity. Gene Ontology annotation, biological process: inflammatory response; positive regulation of cytosolic calcium ion concentration; complement receptor mediated signaling pathway. Gene Ontology annotation, cellular component: plasma membrane. The transcript is spliced from 4 exons. NCBI's taxonomy places the organism in Eukaryota, Metazoa, Chordata, Actinopteri, Clupeiformes, Engraulidae. The record is from RefSeq and is a predicted model, not a curated record.